GAACAUCUUUGGAUAGGGCUUAUCAAGGCUGCGAAUUCCGAGCUGUGGUACGAGGACAAAUCUCGAUGUAAGGAAAGAUCUGAUACAUUGCCUGGAGAGCGUUACGAUAGACAGCAGUGCGCUGUGAUUAAUAUGUCUAUGGCGUAUUACGGCGAUCCUUAUAUGGCAUACCCAACUUCCUGCAGUGAAACGCUUACCUUUGCUUGUAAUUUCAACAAAGGCACUGUACCAAAAGGUGUUGAUGUAUACAGAAAUACAGAGAUGGCAGAGACAGGAGAUUACACAGACGAAAUCAGCAAUGUGUUUAAUGAGACAGAAUGUGCUACUGUGGCUUUUAAUAGAACUUUUGACUGUUACGCUUCGACCUUUGAUCACGUGACAGGAUCGUGUCAUGUCGAAUGUGCUUCUUUUCCAAACGUUCCAGAGAAUAUCACCCUCGUGGAAUCGUCCACCAACAAGACUUUGCUGCUACAUAGAGGUCGCCAUGGGGUGGAAGGUUCAGGAGUGCCAAUGGUAGGUGGUAGGUUUAUUGGUCCCCAGUUUAGUUCUCAGAAGAUCGACAGUUUAAAUGUGGAUCCAGACUGUAGGUGCAAAUCCCCAGAGAACUUGAUUAGUUUCACUUCAUGCAAGAAAAGUUCUAGCCCUGAUACCCCAGUGUUUAGGGAUAGGGUGGCUGAUGAUUACUCAUUUCCCAUGGGGGAGGGGCAGUUAUGUCCGAUGUCCUAG
Molecule: messenger RNA, 726 nt
Organism: Ostrea edulis (European flat oyster)
Lineage: Eukaryota; Metazoa; Mollusca; Bivalvia; Ostreida; Ostreidae
Exons: 3
Coding region: 133-726 (197 amino acids)
Source: RefSeq, a predicted model, not a curated record